This is a messenger RNA of Aspergillus piperis CBS 112811, 1317 nucleotides long. RefSeq names its product FAD/NAD(P)-binding domain-containing protein. NCBI's taxonomy places the organism in Eukaryota, Fungi, Ascomycota, Eurotiomycetes, Eurotiales, Aspergillaceae. Gene Ontology annotation, molecular function: FAD binding. The record is from RefSeq and is a predicted model, not a curated record. Gene Ontology annotation, biological process: secondary metabolite biosynthetic process. The transcript has 6 exons. The coding region runs from base 1 to 1317 and encodes 438 amino acids.
AUGGCGGGAGAUAAAGUCAAAGACAUGCACGUUGCUAUCGUCGGCCUUGCUCUGGCGAUGGGACUACACAAGCAGGGCGUACCAUUUACGGUCUAUGAAGAGGAAGCUCAAUAUUCCACUGUCGGGGCCGGCAUAGGGUUCGGAACCAAUGGUGACUUGGCUUUGGAUAUGAUUGAAGAGGGCUUUCUUUCGAAAUUUGAGCGCUUCUGUAUGGGUAAUAAGCCUGAAGAUGCUCAGAAUAUCUUUUUUGAAGGGAUGCUUCUAAAGGAGGGUCUUGGUCUCAAAGAGCCCUGGUACGGCAAAUCAUCAUGGGGUCACCCGGACUAUGUUCGCAGAGCUGCGCACCGCAAUGAUGUUCUCCAAACAAUGACCAGUUUCAUACCAAUUGAAAAAGUCCGCUUCAGCAAGCGCCUAGCAAAUAUCCAACAGCAUCCAAACAAAGUCACCCUAACCUUCGCAGACGGCGACACCGCCGAGGCCAGUAUCCUAGUCGGCGCAGAUGGCAUCAAGAGCGUUGUGAGAGAGCACGUGCUAUCACCACUGUACCCCAGCCAGGUCAAUCCAGUCUACGCCGGCUCGUAUUGCUACCGCGGCGUGAUACCCAUUGCCAAAGGCAAGGAGAUCUUCGGCGACCUGACGGACGUGGCGAAGAUGUACCUGGGUGAGAAACGCUGUUGUGUUCAUUACCUGAUAUCGGGCGGAGAGGAACUCAACUUCCUCCUCUGUGUAGCAGACGACAAACCCUGGGCUCUUCCCAAUGCCGUAACCCAGAAAGUAACCUACGAAACAAUGAUGUCCGACUUCAACGACCCAAGCAUCGACAACCGCUUCCGCCGACUCCUCCGCAAAGCGAAACCCAUCCGAUGGGGUCUGUUUCACCACCGCUACACAUCAACGUAUUACCGUGAUCGCGUCGUGCUGUUAGGCGAUAGUGCGCACGCUUCGCUGCCUUUCCAGGCUGCCGGUGCCGGUCAGGGGCUGGAAGACGCGUUAGUACUCUCUAACGUGAUCGCUAAGAUCUGUCGAAAUGUUCCGGGCAGUGAUCUUUUGCAUCCGUAUAUCCAGGCCGGGUUUGCGGGGUAUGAUCAGGUCAGGAGGCCUAGGGCUCAGAAGCAGCUGGAGCGGGCGCAUGAGAUGGCGACGAUGCUUUAUUAUGAGCAUCCUGAGACGGGGAAGGAUAUUUAUAAAAUGUUGGGGAAGUUGCAGGCGGGGUGGUUUGAGUGGUUGUGGUUUCGUGAUUUGGGGAGGGAUGUAGAGGAGGCGGGGAGGGGGGUGGAUGAGAUUUUGGGGAGGGUUGGAGGUCGGUGUAAGAUUUAG